Molecule: messenger RNA, 1091 nt
Organism: Marmota flaviventris (yellow-bellied marmot)
Lineage: Eukaryota; Metazoa; Chordata; Mammalia; Rodentia; Sciuridae
Gene: Prr15
Product: proline rich 15
Source: RefSeq, a predicted model, not a curated record
AUGGCCGACAGCGGUGGCACCGGCAGCUCUGGGCCCUGGUGGAAAUCGCUAACCAACAGCAAGAAGAAAAGCAAGGAAGCCACGGUGGGGGCACAGCCUCUGGCCCAGCCAGACCCCGAGGAGCCCAACCCGCCCAGCCCAGAAUGGACUAGCAGCUCCCAAGAGAACCAGCACCCCAAUGUCCUUGCGGGCGCCAGCGAGUCCCCCAAGCCAGACAAAUUGUGUGGGGAGAAAUCUGGCAACAGCCGCCGCAAUUUGAAGAUCUCAAGAUCUGGCCGCUUUAAGGAGAAGAGGAAAGUGCGUGCCACGCUGCUUCCAGAGGGAGACAGGUCCCCAGAGGAGGCGGACUUCCCUGAUGAUGCCCAGGAGGACAAGCAAUAGCUGGAGUGAGCACUCUAAGGCUUAUCUCUUUUCCCACAAUAAUCCCAGAACCCAGUUCCAUACCUGAGAAUUCUGACCCAGCCCCCUAUUUGGUGUCUCACCCCACCAUAUUCAUAAUAUUCACCCGAGGCCUCCAAGAUUUUAUUUUUCUGGAAAUUGAAGUGUCAAUUGAGUUCUCAAUAUUUCAUGACUCAAAGAUGCAUUAAGUAUUUAUUUGUGGUAAGAGAAGAUACAUGCCUCUGAAGAAGUUGGCAUAAUUAUUAUUUUUUCCCCAAGGAGCUGUUUUGGGGCAUUUGCCCUUGUUCUUGUCAUCUAUGGGAGUGAGAGUGACGGAGCGGGCCUUCUUUCAGAGAAAGUAGCUGAACUUGAACUCUGCAGCCCUCAAAUGAGGAAGGCUGCUCUUAUUGAAGAUUCUGAAGACUUUCUCGGGAACAUCAGAUCUCAGUGCUGUUUUUAAUGCCUGAGAAAUGCACUUCAGGGAUACUUCCAUAGACUUACACCUUAAGUGAAGGGGUGGGGAGGGAAGAAGCAGUAAGUAGAAACAUUUCAAAGUGAGGCAGUAUUGCUUCAAAAAUAGAACUACAAAACCGAACAGCAUAUUUUAGUGUGGAUUAUUAAAAUUGUUGUACUGUAAGACUUAAGGUGACUUCUGUAUUUUUUUUUCCAUUCCAAGACAGAAAUUCAUCAUACUUAAAAGCAGGCAUGCAAAG